AUGCUGAACCCUGAUCGUGAGCGAACAACAAGCAAUUUCAUUCAUCAGGAACAUGGUCCGAUGAAGCGAAAACAAAUUUCGCAAGUUGAAGACACAAAACAACGGAAUACUCAUCAACUUCCGAAAGGAAUAGCAAGACAAUACAUGUCUGAAAAUGGUUUGAAAAACAAAAAGAAGGGACGAAAUAGAAGGAAAAAUCAAUGGAAGCUUGCCGAUUUUGUUGUGUUUGCUUCGAGUGAGAUCAAGAAAAAUAUAAAAUCAAAACGAAAUGAAACAAAUGCAUUUGUUGGGCCUGUUGCUGUACGAAGAGAAAGAGAAAGAGAGUUAUUCAAACAAUUACCAAGAGAAAUUCUAUUCAAAAUAUACUCCUUUUUGUCGCUCAGAGAUGAUGCUGUCAAGAACAUCCUGUACAUUUCUCGUAACAUUACAUUGGCAAUGUUGAAUAUUGAUGAUUUUGACGACUCUUCAUUCAAAGGAGAGGCCAUACAAUAUUGUGAAUAUUUUAGACUGAUGACUUUUCUAAAGCAUCGAAAAGAGAUUGAAGAUAUUGAAAAUUAUGUAAGAAACAGAAAAACAUUUUUGAAAAAAAUUGGAGACUUGAAUUCAACAUCUCAUGAGCUACAAACUGAAUGGAAUAUGCUUUCAUUUUCUGAGCAGUUGAACGAAUUUAACAAGAAAAAGAGCAAAUUUGCAUCUUUGAUCCAAAAUGAGCAAGGGAGGUUUAGUGCUUCAGACAUUAAGUACAAACUGGUAAAGAGUUUAAAAAUUAUGAAUCGCUUAUUUCCAGGUUGGAUUUCUUCGAUAUUGCAAUCUGACAUUCCUAAUAUGCAGACCAUGCACGAAAUUAUUGAAAGAAAUGCAAAUUUAAAGAAUCUGAGCGAGAUUAUUCGCAAGAAUAGAAAUGUUGGUAUUCCGAUAGUAUCUCCUGAUUCGUCUGAAAUAUUAGCUUACAAUGAAAGAAUAGACAAUGAGAUUAAGGAAAUACUAUUUGAAAAGAAAACGUCAGACAGGUCGAAAAAACAAAGAAAUUGGAAACAAGAAUUGAGAAGGCUUCUCACUUCACGAUCUGUACGUGAGAAAAUCAAAGAAACUUUGGAGUCUCUUACCCAGAAAACAAUCACCAAUUGUCGUUAUGCUAGGGAAAAGAACCUUUAUUUUCGAGCUGUAUCUUUUGGAUUUACAAGAUUUUUAUCGCCACCAUCACAUUCAGACUACUCUCAAUUUCAUUAUCCACAUGAUUUCAAAGAUAAGGUUUACGCUUUAAUGGAAAACUUGAAAUCGCUGGAUGACAAAUCUCGAUGGUUUUAUUUAUUUCACAAAAAUUAUGCUUAUGGAAAGAAUAGACUUGUCAUGAGAUUUAGAAACAGACCGAAUGGUUAUAUUAGCCUGUUUCAACACAUUCUCUCAUUAUUUAACAUGAUCUCAUCUGUAGUACAACACAAUAAGUUCUUACUUGAAUCAAUUGCAAACUCAAGAAACACUUCUCAGAUAACACCUUCAUUCAUAACCAUCCAACGAGGAGCGAUUGUACGGUCUGAAAAGACCUUUCAACAGCAUACCAAACAACAAUUCUUAAGCGAUGAGUGGGGUUUUAAUUUGGAAGCACAAACUGAUUUUAUUGUGCAUCAUUUCACACAAUUUGUUGCGAAAAAUUGGAAAUAUUUUUGUAUUUCCAAAUAUUCUUCUCAAAACAUUCAUAUCGAGUAUGAUCGGUUUAUGGUGGACUUUUUAUUAGAUGGAUCAAGAAGUCGCUUCAGGAAUUUUGUCUUGCUUGACAGUUUUAUGAAGAACUUUAUUGAAACACACGUUACUGCAUUCCACAAGUUCGGCAAGAUGUUUUUGGACCAUAUAAAUAAUCCACAGAACAUACCAGGAAACACACCCCUAAUUCGAGUUUCAAAAUUCAGCAGCAAGUUGAAAAUUACUUCCCACAGUUUCUUAAACUUUUCCACUACAUCACCUCGAGGAAGAGGUAGAGGAAGAGGACGCGGAAGGGGUCGUGGAAAGUCUGAAAGAGGUCGAGGAGGACGUGGCUCUGGAAGAGAGCAAUCCAAGCAAUAA
Messenger RNA from Naegleria fowleri, 2061 nucleotides. RefSeq lists its product as uncharacterized. The record is from RefSeq and is a predicted model, not a curated record. The transcript has a single exon. Lineage: Eukaryota; Heterolobosea; Eutetramitea; Acrasida; Naegleriidae. The coding region runs from base 1 to 2061 and encodes 686 amino acids.